AUGGGGUUCUUGCAUAUUAGUAUCACCUUUCUUUCCAUCUUGUCAUUGAUGAUUAUGAGCCAGCAUCCAGCAGCAGCCGAUCAUGUGAGUACGAGUAGUAGUAGUAGUCCUGAAACAUAUUGGAAAUCUGUGUUGCCAAAUACUCCCAUCCCGAAAGCUAUCUCCGAACUUCUCAAUAUUUAUACACUAGUACCUGGAAACAACCGUGCUGAGGAAACUCACCCAAUUAGUGUCAACGGAGUCGAUGAACAUAUCAUAGGGUCUACUACUACUCGUGCUGAUAAAAGUUCCGGCACCUCCAGUACUAGUGAUGGCGAGCAUGCUGACGAUACGAAGCCGAUUUACCAAUCAACAGGGGCACUUCUUAUUCUCGAAAAAGACAUGUAUCAAGGCCACACAAUGAACUUACGAUUCACCAAAACAUCAAUCAGUCGUUCAUCACCAUCAACUUUUUUGCCCCGAGAAGUGGCUAACACAAUACCCUUUUCGUCAAACAACCUUCCCGAGUUGUACACACGUUUCUCCAUCAAGCCUGGGUCUAAAGAAUCCGAAUCAAUGAAGAAAACUAUCGGUUUAUGUGAAGAUGAGGCAUUGAAAGGCGAGGAGAAGUAUUGUGCUACUUGCUUAGAGGACAUGGUGGAUUUCACCACAUCUAAGUUAGGUAAAAAGGUUAAAGCUAUCUCCACAGAGGUAAUUCACGCUAACAAAUUCCAAAAAUACACCAUAGACAACUCAAGGAAGGUGGCAACAGCUAAAUUUGUGAAUUGUCACAAACGAAGCUACCCGUAUGCAGUCUUCUAUUGUCACAAAGUCGUAUCUACGAGAGCGUAUUUGGUGUCUUUGUCCGGUGAAGAUGGUUCAAAAGCUAAAGCAGUUGCAAUAUGUCAUGAUAAUGGCGCAAAAUUGUAUCCUAAAGAUUUGGUGUUUAAGGUUCUGAAAGUGAAACCAGGGACGGCUCCAAUUUGUCAUUUCCUACCCGAAGACCAUGUUGUCUUUGUCCCUUACUAA
Messenger RNA from Erigeron canadensis, 1008 nucleotides. RefSeq names its product BURP domain protein RD22-like. The transcript is spliced from 3 exons. The coding region runs from base 1 to 1008 and encodes 335 amino acids. The record is from RefSeq and is a predicted model, not a curated record. NCBI's taxonomy places the organism in Eukaryota, Viridiplantae, Streptophyta, Magnoliopsida, Asterales, Asteraceae.